CAUUGUGAAAAUCGAUCAUAACACUACACGCAGAGGAGUUCUUCCCGCAAGCACGACUAUAGCUGUGCUGCGUAAUUCAUACAAGAAACUAUAAAUUCAUCAAUGCAACCAAACAUGGCCGGUGUGACAGUAGCUACGGCGAUGUUGGCCGCCGCCAUAAUAGUCGUUUCCGGAAUCGCCGGGGCGGAAGCUGAAGCGGCCGCGGCUCCACAACUGCUGCAACCGCUGCACGCGCAGGCGGCUCAGUUCGGACCGGAAGCCAGGGCCGGAUACGCGGCCGGUUACGGUUACGGUGGCGUCCAGGUGCCGGUGGCCGUCCAAGCCGCGGCCGCAGUCGGCAAGUCGGUGCACCUUCACCAGCAGUACCAGCAACAGCACCAGCAGCAACAGUACUACGCGGACGCGCCACCGGCGGCGGUGGUCGGUUACGUGCCGACGGCCGUCUACAAGCCGGACCUGUCCGCUUACGCUUACGGCGCGUCGCCGCACGUGGAACAGCUGCGGCGGUUCGACCCCGUCGUCCGGCCGGUGCACACGGUGGUGCCGAAGGUGACGGCCGUCGAGCCGUCGGUGACCGUGCAAAAGACGUACGUGGACGUGCCCAUCCUGCACCACCACGUAGACCACCGGUUGACGUACGCCGCCGCCGGGCCGGCCGCCGUGGUGCAGGCUGACUACGCGUCGCCGUACUACAACUAUCAGGUGGUCGACCGAUGAGCGGACCGAAAACGAGAACGAAAUUUAUCGUAAUAUUUUCUCAUGAACGUUUAUUAUUAUAACGAUAUAUUGUACAUUUUAUUUUAAUAAUAAUAUAAUGUAUAUUAUUUUGUGGUAUCAAAUCACGCUUUACGCUAAAAGCGCGGCAUAAGUAUAAUAUAAUGACAUUACAACAAUGAUUAUAAAAAAUUU
Myzus persicae (green peach aphid) is the source of this 909-nucleotide messenger RNA. RefSeq lists its product as uncharacterized. The transcript has 2 exons. The coding region runs from base 103 to 717 and encodes 204 amino acids. NCBI's taxonomy places the organism in Eukaryota, Metazoa, Arthropoda, Insecta, Hemiptera, Aphididae. The record is from RefSeq and is a predicted model, not a curated record.